Molecule: messenger RNA, 3783 nt
Organism: Patiria miniata (bat star)
Lineage: Eukaryota; Metazoa; Echinodermata; Asteroidea; Valvatida; Asterinidae
Product: NAD-dependent protein deacetylase sirtuin-2-like
Exons: 13
Coding region: 159-1154 (331 amino acids)
Molecular function (GO): histone deacetylase activity, NAD-dependent; NAD+ binding
Source: RefSeq, a predicted model, not a curated record
GCGAGUCGGUAAGAGGCUAGUUGGCCUGCAAUCAUUCAUUUGCGUGGCGGCGGCGCGGGCAUUUGUGAAUGGCAAACAUAAAGUGAUAAACACGGAGCUGUAACCGGACCGCUAGCCGGUGCUGUACUACGGCGGGAGUCGAACAGCAAGCACGUUGAAUGAAAAUGUCUGAUCUCGAUGAGUUAACGCAACGGUUCUCAAGUCAGUCUUCAGCUGAGAAGUUUGAGGCCGCGGACACCCCUCAACAGGUCCUGGAUGAAAUCAGCUUGGAGGGCGUGGCCAGAUACAUCCAAAGUGGCAACUGCAAAAAUGUAAUUUUUAUGACAGGAGCUGGGAUCUCAACAUCUGCAGGACUUCCAGAUUUCAGGACCAAAACCACCGGCCUGUAUGAUCAACUGGAGGAGUAUGAGCUUCCUAACCCUCAGCGCAUGUUUGAGAUCAGAUACUUCAUGGAAAGACCGGAGCCUUUCUUCAAGCUAGUCAAGUCGCUCUAUCCGGGAGAUUACAAGCCAACACCGUGCCAUUACUUCAUCCGACUCAUGAGCGAAAAGAACGUUGUGCUCAGGAAUUACACGCAGAAUAUUGACACACUGGACAAGAUAGCUGGAAUGAAAGAUGAGUUGAUAGUGGAAGCUCACGGAGGAUUCAGCACAGCUCACUGCAUCGGGAAGGAAUGUUACACAGAGUAUGGCCAAAAGUGGGUCAGAGAUGAAAUUUUUGCAGACAGGAUCCCAAAGUGCAACAACUGUGGAGCUAUCAUCAAGCCAGACUGUGCAUUCUUUGGCGAAGACAUGCCCAAGGGGUUUGACAAGCUAGUGGAGGAGGAUUUCCCUAAAUGUGACCUUCUGAUUGUUUCUGGGACCUCAUUAAUGGUUCAACCGUUUGCAGCAAUGAUCAAUAAAGUACCAGCUACCACCCCGAGACUUUUGAUCAACUACGAAUUGAGCGGCAAGAUUGACCCUUUGAUGAAAUUCAUGGGUACGAGUGUUGGCUUCAACUUUGAUUAUGCAGAUAAUUACAGAGAUGUGUUUUAUCUGGGGUCUUGUGACGAUGGUUUCUACAAACUAGCUGAACUUCUGGGAUGGAAGGAUGAACUGGUGCAACUUAUCAAGACAGAACACCAAAAACUAGAUGCUGCAGCCAGUAGUAACUGAAAAGAAAAUGCACUCAACUAAGAACGGAGACGGAGUGACUACCAUACAAGUGUAUUUAAUUAAUACAAGUAUAUUAUUUUGCACUGUGAAUUUCAAUUAAUAUACCUGUAUUAUUUUGUACCAGUGUAUGCGGUUUUCAAAACGGGUCUACAUGUAUUCAUAAUGAUAUGGAUGAUUGAUAUGGGUGAUAUUUUUAAAUUCCAUGAAAAUUGCCCCAAACUAAAUCUCUUGUACUUAAAUAUUAAAGUCUUCCACCCGCCUCCCCCAAACAAAACAAACUUCCAAGUGGCCUCCAUAAAUAUGUACAUGUAUUCAGUUGAUAUAUGAAUGAUACGGGUGAUUGAAUGUCGACUUGGAGAAGACGAACAAAAUAUGAAUAUCUGAAAUAUAUAUUCCCCCAAAUUGUAACACAUAAUAUGGAUUUUAUAUAUUUUGUCUUUGUACAGUUCAAAAACUCCUCCCAAAUUGCUAAAAUAAAAUAGAUCUCAUAAUACAGGGAGCAGCUUGUCUGCCUUUUAGGUGAAAAAAAUAACCACCAAGCAAAGAAGAAAAAUCUGAAAAAGUAGAUCUAAUAAAUACAUCGAGACCAACAGUAACUUUACAGAUCUUACAGAAAAAUCAUGAUAUAUAUUUGAAAUUUACAAAUGGUACAAGAGUUGCAAUAAGUAAGACGUACUGUAAGCCAUUUUAUUUCCUCAUUCCCAUAAUUUGAAGUAAUUAUGACGAUGAGAUUAGUGCUUUUCAGUUUUUCAAAUAUUAUUGAUAAUAAGGCAGCUUUACCUUCUCAUUUGUUGAGAGACCCUCGGGUCCUCGAUUGUUAUCUCAGGUAAAUGUUUGUUCUAGGUCCUCACUCGUAAACACGAAAACUGAGGACCUGCACUUGGGUCCUCGAUUGUUAUCUCAGGUAAACGUUUGUUCUAUGUCCUUACUCUUAAACACGAAAACUGAGGACCUGCACUCGGGUCCUUGAUUGUUAUCUCAGGUAAACGUAAUUUGUUCUAGGUCCUCACUCGUAAACACGAAAACUGAGAACCUGCACUCGGGUCCUCAAUUGUUAUCUCAGGUAAACGUAAUUUGUUCUAGGUCCUCACUCUUAAACACGAAAACUGAGGACCCGCACUCGGGUCCUCAAUUGUUAUCUCAGGUAAACGUAAUUUGUUCUAGGUCCUCACUCUUAAACACGAAAACUGAGGACCCGCACUCGGGUCCUCAAUUGUUAUCUCAGGUAAACGUAAUUUGUUCUAGGUCCUCACUCUUAAACACGAAAACUGAGGACCCGCACUCGGGUCCUCGAUUGUUAUCUCAGGUAAACGUAAUUUGUUCUAGGUCCUCACUCGUAAACACGAAAACUGAGGACCCGCACUCGGGUCCUCGAUUGUUAUCUCAGGUAAACGUAAUUUGUUCUAGGUCCUCACUCGUAAACACGAAAACUGAGGACCUGCACUCGGGUCCUCAAUUGUUAUCUCAGGUAAACGUAAUUUGUUCUAGGUCCUCACUCGUAAACACGAAAACUGAGGACCUGCACUCGGGUCCUCGAUUGUUAUCUCAGGUAAACGUAAUUUGUUCUAGGUCCUCACUCGUAAACACGAAAACUGAGGACCUGCACUCGGGUCCUCGAUUGUUAUCUCAGGUAAACGUAAUUUGUUCUAAGUCCUCACUCGUAAACACGAAAACUGAGGACCUGCACUCGGGUCCUCAAUUGUUAUCUCAGGUAAACGUAAUUUGUUCUAGGUCCUUACUCUUAAACACGAAAACUGAGGACCUGCACUCGGGUCCUUGAUUGUUAUCUCAGGUAAACAUAAUUUGUUCUAGGUCUUCACUCGUAAACACGAAAACUGAGGACCUGCACUCGGGUCCUCGAUUGUUAUCUCAGGUAAACGUAAUUUGUUCUAGGUCCUCACUCGUAAACACGAAAACUGAGGACCUGCACUCGGGUCCUCGAUUGUUAUCUUGGUAAACGUAAUUUGUUCUAUGUCCUUACUCUUAAACACGAAAACUGAGGACUAGCAUGCGGGUCCUCGAUUGUUAUCUUGGGUAAACUUUUGUUCUAUCUUCAUUUGGAGCAAGGAGUUUUUCGUUAAAUUGUAGCUAGGUACAUUUCCAGGUAGGUAUAGUGCUUAAUUUAUAAGGCGAAAUUUAUCCAUUCACGUCCCAAAUUGAAAAUUCAUGUUCGUCAGUUCAGUGGUUUAAAACAAGUACUAUAUAUGUCCCAAAUUUAGCCGCUGGUUUCCUUGUUGAGUUCUCUGCAGAUUCGGAUUAAUUAAAGUAAAUGAAUUUACUUUGAUAAUUAGAAUGAUGGAUUGGAUGAAUGAAUGGGAGGUUUGAGGUACCAUGUGGAUGAUCCGCUCUUAAUGAUGGAAUUUUACUUGACUUUAUAAUUACAUUUGAUUGUUUGGAACAUUAUUAUCAAAGAUUGCUUUUAGAUGAAGUUAAGAAAGUUCGAUCUCCCCAAAACUGUCAUAUCUGUUAAAUUUGAAGUUAGGAUUAGGCCUAAGUGUCUUAGUCUGACCAUGGUCUGACAUUGCCUGAUCAGAUUGGUAUAUAAUAUAACAACAAUUCUUUAUUUUUCAUUCUUGGUGUUAUUUAUAAUAGCCAUCAAUAAACAGCUUCACAAUAUUCAUUACUGUAA